CAUCAGCACGUCCUGGGCUCAAACACGCACCUGCAGCACUCCUCGCGUCAUUCUGCGUUGUCUGGCACUCCUCGUGUCGUGUGCUGGCUCGGGCUCGAAAACUCACCACUCGGUAAAUGCCAAGCUCGCACGCCUGCCGUUGAGUCGCACAUCCCGGGCGAAUGCCCAGGACACAUGGCGCUCGUUGGGUAGCGGACCUGCAUCGUCCUGCGACGUCACCUGUGUGCACCGUGCCUACUCUCGUGCCCGCCGCUCCGGUCUGUUCCGAGCCACUGCCUGCGCGACAUCUGCCUCGCCCAGUCCUUGCACGCCCACGCAUCGCGCGAGCAGCCGGUCAGCGGGUGCAGGUAUUCCCAGCCAGGCUGCGCGCAUUGAAGUACGUGCGGCCGGCUGCAGACACGAGGACCAUUGCACGUGCACAACGUGUACGUGCCACGUCACGCAGCGACGUGGCCCCUGCGAACACGUCAGCUCAGGUGGGCAUACACGGACCACCCGCGCAUGCAAUACGCGCGGCAGAUGAAGAUGCGGGUGGGUGGGGAAGAGAACGGCGAUGGUGGUGAUGGCGCCGUGCGACCUGCAUUGGUGGUCGCUGUUGUGACUCACGACCGCUACUUCCCGACGGCGGCUCGGGCCUCCGCAUUUGGGCAGUCUCGACCGAUAUCUUGGACAGCGGACUUCCUUUCUCCGUCUUUCUUAUCUUUGUGUUCACUUUCUAGGGUAUAUGUGUUGUUUACUUUGACAGGA
Messenger RNA from Schizophyllum commune H4-8, 747 nucleotides. RefSeq lists its product as uncharacterized. The record is from RefSeq and is a predicted model, not a curated record. The transcript has a single exon. NCBI's taxonomy places the organism in Eukaryota, Fungi, Basidiomycota, Agaricomycetes, Agaricales, Schizophyllaceae. The coding region runs from base 162 to 563 and encodes 133 amino acids.